AUGCACCACUCCGCAUCCACACCGGACACCAGUCCACGUUCACCCUGGACACCAUUCCACGCACACCCUGGACACCACUCCACGACCACCCGGACACCAGUCCACGUCCACCCCGGACACCACUCCACGCCCACCCGAACACCAGUCCACAUCCACCCUGGACACCAGUCCAGGUCCAUCCCGGACACCACUCCUUGUCCACCCUGGACACCAGUCCACGUCCACGUUCACCCUGGACACCACUCCACGCCCACCCUGGACACCAGUCCACAUCCACCCCGGACACCACUCCACGUCCACCCCGGACACCACUCCACGCCCACCCUGGACACCAGUCCACGUCCAUGUCCACCCCGGACACAACUCCACGUCCACCCCAGACACCACUCCACGCCCACCCCGGACACCACUCCACGCCCACUCCGGACACCAGUCCACAUCCACCCCGGACACAACUCCACGUCCACCCCGGACACCACUCCACGUCCACCCCGGACACCACUCCACGCCCACCCCGGACACCAGUUCACGCCCACCCCGGACACCACUUUGCGCCCACCCGGACACCAGUCCACGUCCACCCCAGACACCAAUUCGCAACCCACCCGGAUACCACUCCACGCCCACCCCGGACACCAGUCCACGUCCACCCCGGACACCCCCCAACUGUGCCUAGGCCCUUCACAAGGUUUGUGA
Molecule: messenger RNA, 696 nt
Organism: Lingula anatina
Lineage: Eukaryota; Metazoa; Brachiopoda; Lingulata; Lingulida; Lingulidae
Product: anti-sigma-I factor RsgI2-like
Source: RefSeq, a predicted model, not a curated record